Molecule: messenger RNA, 1794 nt
Organism: Niveomyces insectorum RCEF 264
Lineage: Eukaryota; Fungi; Ascomycota; Sordariomycetes; Hypocreales; Cordycipitaceae
Source: the annotation of a GenBank genome assembly
AUGAGCCCGAAACCGGUGGUUGGCCUUCUCGGCGGCGGCCAGCUGGGCCGCAUGCUGUGCGAAGCCGCCGCGCCCCUCGAGAUUGACAUUGCGAUUCUCGACGCAGAGAACGCGCCGGCCAAGCAAGUCAACCAGAGCGAGCACCACGUCACGGGGUCGUACAAGGACGCGGACAAGAUCCGGCAGCUGGCCAGCCGGUGCAGCGUGCUGAGCGUCGAGACCGAGCACAUUGACACGGAGAUCCUCGAAGAGAUCGCAACGCACACCGAGGUCGCCGUUCAUCCGUCCUGGCGGACGCUGCGGCUGAUCCAAGACAAGUACGAGCAGAAGGCCUACCUGGGCGCCCAGGGCAUCCCCGUGACGGAGUCUGUCGCCAUCGACGCAACGGGCGGCGACGACGCCACGCGGCCGUGUCUCCGCGACGUGUCGGCCCAGUUUGGGUUUCCGUGGAUGCUGAAAGCCCGCAAGGACUCGUACGACGGCCGGGGCAACCUGAAGAUUGCCAGCGAGGCCGACUGGGACCGGGCUGUGGCGGAGUUUGGCCAGUUCCGCUGCUACGCGGAGAAGUACGUGCCGUUCCAGUGCGAGCUGUCCGUCCUGGUCAUCCGCACCGAAGACGGCGACGGACGGACGAAGCGCCUGCUGCCCUAUCCCGUGGUGGAGACGGUGCACGAGGACAACGUGUGUUCGCGGGUGUACAUGCCGCCGCGGACCACGCCCGCAUCCGUGUGCAAGCGCGCGCAAGAGGUCGCCUGCAGCGUGGUGGACAAGCUGUGGGGGAGAGGCAUCUUCGCGGUCGAGACCUUUGUAACCCAGGACAACCAAAUCCUGGUCAACGAGAUCGCCCCGCGGCCGCACAACUCGGGCCAUCUCUUUACCGAAGCCAUUCCUUACAUGUCCCAAUUCAAGGCGCAGCUGGCCGCGAUCCUUGACGACCCCCUCCCUCCUGCGCUGGAGCCAUACGUGUCGUCCAGCCUCAUGAUCAACAUCUUGGGCGGCGUGCAUGUCGAUUCCCACCUGCCGCUGAUCGAGAAGGCCAAGUCCAUGUACGGGCCGAAGAUGGCCGUGUAUCUCCACCUGUACGGGAAACAGUCCAAGCCCGGCCGCAAGAUUGGCCACAUUACGGUGACCGGCUUGGCCGCGGGCAUCGAGGAGCUCGAGGCGUUUGCGGAACCGCUGGUCAAGAUCGCCGACGCGAUCCGGCAGGAGAGACUGCACGCACACAGCGAGACGCUCCGGCCCGAGCAGGCCGCCGUCGGCAAAGCGCCAGAGCAGCCGCUGGUCCUCGUCACGAUGGGCUCCGACUCGGAUCUGCCCGUGCUCAAGGACGGCCUGGACAUUCUGACCCAGUUCGGCGUGCCGUGGGACGUCGACAUCACGUCCGCGCACCGCACGCCGGCCAAGAUGGCCGAGGUGGCCACGCAAGCGGCCGCCCGCGGUAUCAAGGUCAUCAUCGCUGCGGCCGGCGGCGCGGCGCAUCUGCCCGGCAUGGUGGCCGCGUACACGCCCUUGCCCGUUAUCGGUGUUCCGGUCAAGGCGACGCAUUUGGACGGGAUGGACUCGUUGCUCAGCAUAUGCCAGAUGCCGCGAGGCGUUCCGGUGGCCACGGUGGGAAUCAACAACUCCACCAAUGCGGCUCUCCUUGCCAUACGCUGCUUAGGCGCUUUCGUCCCUGCACUUCUCGAAAAGAUGAAAGCCUAUCAAACACAAAACAAAGAGGUGGUGGAGGACAAGGCCAGCGUCCUCCGAGAGAUGGGCGCACAAGCCUAUCUUGCAAGGAUGAAAAAAGCAUGA